This is a messenger RNA of Amaranthus tricolor (Joseph's coat), 1257 nucleotides long. Its product is annotated as 60S ribosomal protein L5-like. The transcript has 9 exons. Gene Ontology annotation, molecular function: 5S rRNA binding; structural constituent of ribosome. The record is from RefSeq and is a predicted model, not a curated record. The coding region runs from base 155 to 1066 and encodes 303 amino acids. Gene Ontology annotation, cellular component: cytosolic large ribosomal subunit; ribosome. Gene Ontology annotation, biological process: ribosomal large subunit assembly; translation. NCBI's taxonomy places the organism in Eukaryota, Viridiplantae, Streptophyta, Magnoliopsida, Caryophyllales, Amaranthaceae.
AACAAAUCAGGGCCGUCAAUCUAAUGGUACAAUGAAACCCUAGGGUUUUUAUUCAUUCCUUCACUCUCCCUCUGAUAAUCACCAUUCUACUUCUGCUGCACUUUCGUGCUUCUCUCUCUCCAUCUCCUUUCUCUUUCCUCCUCUGCAUUCGGCCAUGGCCUUUGUUAAGGCACAAAAAACAAGGGCUUAUUUCAAACGUUACCAAGUAAAGUUCAAGAGAAGAAGAGACGGAAAGACUGAUUAUCGUGCCAGAAAUCGACUGAUUAAUCAGGAUAAGAACAAGUACAACACUCCCAAGUACCGCUUUGUUGUGCGAUUUACUAACAAGGAUGUAAUUGCACAAAUCAUUUCUGCUAGCAUUGCUGGUGACCUUGUGCUUUGCUCAGCAUAUGCACAUGAGUUACCUCGCUAUGGUCUUGAAGUGGGGCUCACUAACUAUGCUGCUGCAUAUUGUACUGGUCUUCUCCUUGCAAGAAGGGUUUUGCAGAAACUUGAGAUGGACCAAGAAUAUGAAGGCAACGUUGAGGCCUCAGGAGAAGAUUACUCUGUUGAACCAGGUGAAACCAGAAGGCCUUUCCGUGCUCUUCUUGAUGUUGGUCUUAUUAGGACAACUACCGGAAAUCGUGUUUUUGGUGCUCUUAAGGGAGCACUGGAUGGUGGCUUGGAUAUUCCUCACAGUGAAAAGAGAUUUGCUGGAUUCGCAAAGGAUGACAAGCAACUUGAUGCUGACGUCCACCGUAAGUACAUCUUUGGUGGGCACGUUGCUGGCUACAUGAGGACUCUCAUGGAGGACGAGCCCGAGAAAUACCAGACACAUUUCAGUGAAUAUAUCAAAAGAGGUAUUGACCCUGAUAACAUGGAGGCACUAUACAAGAAGGUUCAUGCUGCCAUUCGUGCUGAUCCAAGUAUCAAGAAAUCUGAGAAACAGCCACCCAAGACACACAAGAGGUACAACAAGAAGAAGCUUACAUACGAGGAGAGGAAGAACGAGUUGAUUUUACGGUUGAAUAACCUAAACAAUGCUGCAGGCGCGGAUGAUGAUGAUGAGGAUGAAGAUGAUGAAUGAAAACCUUGUUAUCAAGAUUAGGAAGUUGGUUUUUUUUUGUUUUCAGCUGUUCGACAUAAGAACAUCAAGUUUUGUUGUUGACUUUUACUUGAAUUAUGGGAAUUUUUGCAGUUGUGCGGAUACUUGUUAGGUACAAUGAUAAAUUUCAGAAAUGACACAAUGGAACCAAAGUUGAUUUGUCUUUGUUUCAA